Messenger RNA from Ilex paraguariensis (yerba mate), 720 nucleotides. NCBI's taxonomy places the organism in Eukaryota, Viridiplantae, Streptophyta, Magnoliopsida, Aquifoliales, Aquifoliaceae. The record is from the annotation of a GenBank genome assembly.
AUGGAGGUUCCCAAGCUCCCUUCCAUGUUAGCCUGGUUCCUUUUGUUCUUCACCAUCAUCACCCAAUCAUUUUCUGCUCGAACACUUACUGACCCUUCAACAAACCAUCAUAAUGCUCAUCAAUCAAUCGCCUUCUACAUGCGAGAUGUUUUCAGUGAGACACAACCCUCAUCAAGGCCUAUAACCACAAAAUUCAAUGGUGAUCACCUACCUUUCUCAAAACCAUUAGGCUUCUUCCCUCCUAACGGAGGCUUACCACUCGCUGAUCCAAAUCCAAUGGUUCCUGUCCCCGGAAUGUCAACUCAAACGCUUGAUUUAUCUGGUGUCAGUGUUUCUUUUCCGGCAAUAGCCACUCUUCAGGAGUUGGAGUUGGGGACAGUGGCAACAAUUGAGGACGACUUGUUUAAAAAUUCAUUUGGAACUCCAUUGCUCGGAAAAGCACAAGGGAUGUAUGUUGCAAGUUCAGAAGACAGAAGCAGCCACAUGAUGGCAAUGACUGCAGCCUUUGUUAAUAGCAAUCAAAAGGAUAGCUUGAGAUUUUUCGGAGUGCACCGAGCAGAUGCAUUAGAAUCUCAUGUUGCAAUUAUCGGUGGUAUGGGGAAGUUUCACAAUGCAAAUGGCUAUGCAACGAUUAAGACUGUCAACGCAACCUCUAGCACCAAGGGAAGAGAAAGUGAAGGGGGCUAUAAGUUCCUCCUAUUCAAUGUUUAUCUCGGAUAA